AUGAACGACGAUUUUCGUAAAAUUCUCAUAGGACUGCUGAUUUUUGCAAUGAUUGUGGCGUUUAUAUCGAAUCUGAAACAGCCGCAAGUACGCCUAUUCAGUUACCACUUUAACGAUCCAUUUGCUCCCAAAGAAAGGGUAUAUUUGAGCUCGCGGCUGGAACGAAGUGUGCGUGAAGACCUGCGGAAAUCGAACUCACCGACUAAUGAGACAGAAUUCGCGCAGUUGGUCAACAGCAGUAUUCGUGAUCUGCGCGAAUACGGCUUUAAUGUGGAGCUCAGCAAAAGGAUAUCCUAUAUACAUGGAUUGCCAGACGUGCGCAACGAACAAUGCAAGGAGCUGAGCUACCAGAAAAGUGGUUCCAUGCGGGCCAGUGUAAUUGUUAUAUUUGAGAACACGCCAAUAUCGCUGCUCCUCCGCACAUUGUACAGCAUUAUAGAGCGGACCGAUGCGGCUCUGCUCCAAGAAGUCAUUCUGGUUGAUGGCGGGAGCACACAGACCGAGUUGCGCGACAAACUGAGGUACUAUGUGAGCACGCGGUUCAGCAGGGGUACGGGUAUACCGGUUAGGUUGGAACGCAUUGAGAAACCUGUGGGCAUAUCAGAGUCGCGCCUAAUUGGUGCAAGGCUGGCCACGGGUGAGGUUCUCAUUUUUAUGGAUGGCUACUGCCAGCCUAAUGUAGGCUGGCUGGAACCCCUAAUGCAACGGAUCGCCGAGUCCCCUCAAAGUGUCGUAAUGCCUGUUAUGGACGAAAUCAAUGCGAUUUAUCUGCAGUAUAGGGAGAAGCCCACCACCAUUGGCGGCUUCAGCUGGAAUGGUGAGUACUACAUGGAACCGGUUUCAAAGAAGCGCCUAGCAGCUGCCAACCAGACUUGUCAGCAACCUCUGCCCACUUGUCCCAUUGAGAGUCCGGUAAUUCCGCCAGGCCAUGUGUACGCGAUAACGCAUAAGCAAUUCAACUACCUGGCCACCAAUAUUGAUACGGUUCUGCACACCGAGGGCGACACACUGGAAAUGUCCUUCAGCAUUUGGUUGUGCAGUGGCAAGAUUGAAGUGCUGCCUUGCUCCCGCGUGGGGCGUAUAAGUCUGGAUAGGAGUUUUAAAGGCCUGCCCACAUCGACUUUAUUCGAUCGAGGCAAUGCAGCUGUCGGCUGGUGGGAAUGGCGUCAGAGACUAUUCUUCUACUUCUAUCCAAUCCAAGAUCUAUCCAUAGAUCUGUUCGAUCCCUCCCAGGAAAAACUUGGGGGCGUACGCGAUAAAAUAGGCUGUAAGAAUUUCGACUGGUUUCUGAAGCACGUUUACCCCGAAAAAAUGACGCCCUCAGAAUUAGCAACAAAAUAUGGCAGAAUCAAAUCCCCCUAUGGCAAUCAAUGCCUCAGUGAUCAACUGAGGAUAAGACCGGAGGCCAAGAACAGUCUGACUGUAGAGAACUGCCAAGCGGCAACUAAUCCGGCAUUUCUCUUCUUUUUCACCAAAACAAAGCAAUUGCGUUCCGAGUUCAAUUGUAUGGUUGCUAAAAAUGAAGACCCUACACUAGUGGAGCUCGUUUCGUGCAUUGAUAUUCCGGAGAAGUAUUUAAUGACCUGGCAACUGGACCAGAACUCCAUCAGCAUGAAGGUGGGCUCUAGAGCGCUCUGCCUAGAGGUAGCCAAUAUAGUUUAUCCAGUGCUUAAUGAGUGCGAUCCUCAGCGCAAAACUCAAUACUGGGUACUCGAAGGUAUUGAUAGAAACCACUUGACCCCUAUCGACGAUCAAUCUAUUCAAAAUAGUCAAACCGUAAAAGUGGACCAACACGAAUCUGUUGUUCUCAUCGAUCAAAUGAUCGAUAAAUCAUCUGCAGAACACCUUCAUAAUGAAACUACGGAUCAACCGCCUGGACAAGAUUUCGAAAUUUAUAAAGAACUAGAUGAAAAUUUAAAAGUGGAUUCUGAAGAAGGCAAUGGUCUUUCUAACCAGAUAAGCCAAAAAUUUAAUGAAACCAAUAUAUUCAUAAUGAAACUAUGGAUCAACCGCCUGGACAAGAUUUCGAAAUUUAUAAAGAACUAG
Messenger RNA from Scaptodrosophila lebanonensis, 2046 nucleotides. RefSeq names its product polypeptide N-acetylgalactosaminyltransferase 1-like. Gene Ontology annotation, cellular component: Golgi apparatus. The transcript is spliced from 4 exons. Bases 1 to 2046 code for a protein of 681 amino acids. Lineage: Eukaryota; Metazoa; Arthropoda; Insecta; Diptera; Drosophilidae. The record is from RefSeq and is a predicted model, not a curated record.